Molecule: messenger RNA, 1161 nt
Organism: Saccharomycodes ludwigii
Lineage: Eukaryota; Fungi; Ascomycota; Saccharomycetes; Saccharomycodales; Saccharomycodaceae
Product: regucalcin
Exons: 1
Coding region: 1-1161 (386 amino acids)
Biological process (GO): L-ascorbic acid biosynthetic process
Molecular function (GO): gluconolactonase activity; calcium ion binding
Source: RefSeq, a predicted model, not a curated record
AUGACUGUUAAAACUUUUACAUUAUCUGGUAUUGAGCCAUUCAUUAUACCAUCACAAUCAAGUACUGAUACUAAAGAGUUGGGUAGUAGACUAUCUGAAGGUAUUACUUAUAUCAAAGAAUACAAUAGAAUAUAUUGGGUUGAUAUUUUUUUAGGUGAAAUUUAUUCUUGUAAUGGUAACACUCAAGGUGGCUCCGUUCCCGAUGGAUUGUUAAAAAUUAAAUUAACUAAAUCCAAUUACAAAUCUGCCGGAAAUACAACAAUUCCCUAUCCUGGUGCCGAGAUUUCGUAUGAUGAAAGAUGUGGUGUUGUUUUUCCUACCACAAUUAAUCCUAAUACUGUACUUUUUGGCGGUAAGCAUGGGGUUGGUGUGGCUGAUUUAUCCGCUAAUACAUGGCAUUAUAAAUUACUUUACAGGGACCAUGUUAAAGGUGCAGGCAAAGAUUGGGCCAAUUUGAGAUCUAAUGACGGAAAUGUCAAUCCUAUUAGCGGCGAUAUUUAUAUUGGUGUAAUGAAAGAUUUCCAAAGCGAUGACAAAUUUUUAGAGCAAGGUUGUGUAUUGAAAAUUGACAAGAGUUUUACUAAUGCCAAAAUUGUUGUUGAUAAUAUUAAAAUUCCAAAUAGUAUUAAUUGGUAUAAGCAAGAUGAUAGUUGGAAGGUUUUACUUACUGAUAGUUUGGGAUUUAGAAUUUUGCAAUUCAAGGUGGAUUCAAAAACUGGUGAUUUCGUUACCGCUAGUUCUACUACAGACAAUAAAGAGACAUACCCAGUUAAAUUUAUUGAUAUUAUUAAAUCUAAUAAUGAAAAAUUUGCUUCACCUGAACCUGAUGGUAGUGUGGUUUAUAAAAACAAAUAUUUUAUCACUGCAGUUUGGUCAAGUAAUAAAAUUCAAAUAUAUCAAAUAGAUACUUCUGCUAAUUCAUCUGAGAGAUUAAAGUUUGAGUAUAUUUUGCCCGACACCAGAUUGAUCUCCUGCUGUUGUCUAGGCCCCAAAUAUAAUGAGUUAUUAGUCACUACAGCUAGUGAAGAUAUUCCCAACAAAAUGUAUAAAGGUGGGUGGAUAUAUAAGAUUGAUUUAUUAAAAGAUAAUCCUUCAUUAUUUUGUAGGGAAAAAGAUGAUACUUUUGCUGAAUCAUCUAAAAUUUUGUUUAGAUUAUUAUAA